AGGCCGAUUCAGAGCAGUUGGUGACUUCAAUUUGAGUUCUUCUUUCGUGUUGAGGCAUAACUCUGAGAAAGUCUUGAUAAUGCUGUUGUAUUUAACGUUUUGGAUAUGCUGCUACAACAUUGUGCAACAAACAGAUCUACAGGUGUCUGCUGGCAGCCCCGCACCGGGAUCCAAUUUCAGCAAUGACAGUGAUUUGAUACCGCGUCCCACAGCAGAUGGCGCGAACGUCAGCUGGACGCGAAACAACACCGGCUUUCCUACCGCAGAUUUGGGAGGGGAGGAGAGUGCGUUUGGAACUGGUCCAAACACAACAACACUUGGAGAAGCAUGGAACAUAACAGAGCCUCCUUUUGAAUUCGAAUGGGGCAAUGACACAACCAUUAGUCCAUCCGUAGAAAGUAAAAACGUUACAAGCACUCCUGGUCAUUCGGUCACCGAGACCCCAACAGAGUUAAGUGAAAAUUCUACGACCAGUACGACCAACGAGGCGACAUCUGCCGCUCAAACUGCAAACCCCGCGACCACGUCCAUGGAUGAAACUACCUCCAGGCCGGUGGAUGGAGGCGGAACGACGACUACUUCAGCCAACACAACUGAUGAUGAUAUACAAACAGCAAUCCCGCCCGAAAGAGGUCAUGGCAGCCCCGCACCCGGAGCCAAUUUCAGCACUGACAGUGAUUUGAUACCACGUCCCACAGCAGAUGGCGCGAACGUCAGCUGGACGCGAAACAACACCGGCUUUCCUACCGCAGAUGUGGGAGGGGAGGAGAGAGCGUUUGGAACUGGUCCAAACACAACAACACUUGGAGAAGCGUGGAACAUAACAGAGCCUCCUUUUGAAUUCGAAUGGGGCAAUGACACAACCAUUAGUCCAUCCGUAGAAAGUGAAAACGUUACAAGCACUCCUGGUCAUUCGGUCACCGAGACCCCAACAGAGUUGAGUGAAAAUUCUACAGAUAUCUCGGAAAAUACAACCACUGCAUCGUACAAUGUGACGGAUGUUUCCACAAGUACGACCAACGCAGCGACAUCUGCCGCUCAAACUGCAAACCCCGCGACCACUCCCAUGGAUGAAACUACCUCCAGGGCGUUGGAUGGAGACGGAACGACGACUACUUCAGCCAACACAACUGAUGAUGAUAUACAAGCAGCAAUCCCACCCGAAAGAGGUCAUGCGCUCCUUGUUAUUGUUAUAGCCGUCAUCAUCCCAGCGCUCCUCAUCAUCACAGUUGCAGGUAUCAUUAUCGUUAGGCGGCGAGUUAAGAGCACGUACUCGGUUCAGGAUGCGGUGGUUGAUAGUCAGAUGAGGGUCAUCAGGUCCAACAAGGUCGAUGCAGACUGGGAGUUACAGAUGAGGACCCAGUCCUAUUAUGGCCGCACAGAUCCUUAACUCUUAAGGGACUGGGAGUUACAGAUGAGAGCCCAGUCCUAUUAUGGCCGCACAGAUCCUAAACUCUUAAGGGACUGGGAGUUACAGAUGAGAUCCUAGUCCUAUUAUGGCCGCACAGAUCCUUGACUCCUUAGGGACUUGGAGUUACAGAUGAGGACCCAGUCCUAUUAUGGCGGCACAGAUCCUUAACUCGUAAGGGACUGGGAGUUACAGAUGAGGACCCAGUCCUAUUAUGGCCGCACAGAUCCUUAACUCGUAAGGGACUGGGAGUUACAGAUGAGGACCCAGUCCUAUUAUGGCCGCACAGAUCCUUAACUCUUAAGGGACUGGGAGUUACAUAUGAGGACCCAGUCCUAUUAUGGCCGCACAUAUCCUUAACUCUUAAGGGACUGGGAGUUACAGAUGAGGGCCCAUUCCUAUGUUUUAUGUUUCCAGUUUUAUGUUGAAUUGAAUCUGUAAUGUAAUGUACCAUAUCGAUAAAUUGUGUAAUUCGUGAAUAGAACAGACUGUGGUCAAAGGGUCACACCGUGGGACUCUUGUAUUAGUAUGUACAAAAUAUGCAUAGAUCAUGUGGAAAAGUUGCACUGAAGACAACCAAUGGUAAAAGAGGACCUGUGUGCAUAAUAGCAUUCCGCGAAGUUACUAUUUAUAGCUCACAAGGUCAUUUGCAUAAGAUAUUGAUGACGUUUUAGUCACGUGACAGUCGGACAUCGACACUUAUUUCUACGCAUUUGAGCUUAUUUCAAAGUCAAUUAUCUUUGACCCUGCAUUGUUUUUAGCAUGAAUGAUACCAUAGAGUCAGAGAGAGAAAUAUUCAGAACAAUCAUGUAGUAUUUCCAACACUCGGACAUGUGCCAGAUUGAAUCUAACUGCCCUUGUUAGAAAGCCUGAAUCCAUUACGAAACCGCAUGUUUGUCCGACAUUGCCUGUAAUUCAGCGAUGGGGAAAUAGAGGGCAGGAGCUGCAGUGACGUCAUCUUCGCGGAAUGCUAUUGUAGGCCUAUAGUCGAUAUAACACACGUAAUAAUCACCCGGAGUCAAAUAUCCAUUCGGAAGUUGAUACAUACUCGAUUUACAAUCAUGUACAACAAACACUAGAAAUGAUCA
Lineus longissimus is the source of this 2496-nucleotide messenger RNA. RefSeq names its product mucin-2-like. The record is from RefSeq and is a predicted model, not a curated record. Lineage: Eukaryota; Metazoa; Nemertea; Pilidiophora; Heteronemertea; Lineidae. The transcript is spliced from 5 exons. Bases 80 to 1390 code for a protein of 436 amino acids.